GAAUCCGACGUCUUCUUAUUGAUGUUCAAAUGAUGUUAGGUGAACUACGUACAAUUACAAAGAUCUGCUGGAGUGCGCUUAUGUUGGUCCUGUCGCCACUAAUGUUUGUUCUCGCAAUCGCCUCGUCCAUAGUGACGAUCGCUACGCAACCCGAUGAAAGUCGAGCGAUGCUCCCAACCUGGUCACUUGCUAUCGGGUGGUUCAUUGUUAUCUUGUCAACGAUAGGACUGCCAAUUACAAUGAUUUACAAGCUGAGUAUUCACAAAUGUGACACGCACAAACUUGUUCUACCAAGUGAAGAAUACGCAAGCCAUGUAGCUGAUCGUAGAGCAAGGAAAAAAUCCGAGCUAGCUCAUGUAGAAGGCAAUUUGCACU
Messenger RNA from Opisthorchis viverrini, 375 nucleotides. RefSeq lists its product as hypothetical. The transcript is spliced from 2 exons. The record is from RefSeq and is a predicted model, not a curated record. Lineage: Eukaryota; Metazoa; Platyhelminthes; Trematoda; Opisthorchiida; Opisthorchiidae. The annotation marks the transcript as partial.